Molecule: messenger RNA, 2085 nt
Organism: Penaeus chinensis
Lineage: Eukaryota; Metazoa; Arthropoda; Malacostraca; Decapoda; Penaeidae
Product: RYamide receptor-like
Exons: 2
Coding region: 4-465 (153 amino acids)
Biological process (GO): neuropeptide signaling pathway
Cellular component (GO): membrane
Molecular function (GO): neuropeptide receptor activity
Source: RefSeq, a predicted model, not a curated record
AAGAUGAUGGUCACGGUCGUCCUUGUCUAUACCCUGUGUUGGCUCCCUUUCAAUGCUCUAAUGGUUGUACGGGAGGUCCACAACAUCGACGGUUGGGCUUACAUCAGGUACCUGUGGGCCCUUUUCCACUGGCUGGCCAUGUCCCACACCUGCUACAACCCCGUCAUUCUGUGCUGGAUGAGCAAUAAGUUCCGCUCGGGCUUCUGCAACGUGGCCUACAUGCUUCCGUGUCUCCGUAGGUACGUGGACACCUGGUUCUUCUCACAGGAACCAGAGCUCAUCCGCGUCAACACCUACACCAACUACUCAAGGGGAACGAGCUCGAGGCUGGUGACCAUCUCCCUGAAGGACGACACCAUCAUCUUCAAGAGCCGGAACAUGAACGGCCAUAACGGUGCCCCGGCCUACAACUGCCGCAAGUUCCUGCAGAUGCUGGAGGAGACGAGUAGCGAGUCACCCUUGUGAGACGAGGAGAAGGAGGCGGUGGAGAUGAAGUCGCGAGACCGCCUGUGGGAGAGACGCAAGAUUUACACCGUCGGGGAGAACGUGCCCUUUGGAGAGGGGCCGGAGAUCGUUAACACAGAGGACGUGCAGCUGUGGGGGGAUUGUGCGCUAUGAUGGCAGACCCCAUGUUGCAAGAGAGAGACUCCGUGUAGGCAAGGAGACAGGCUAUUCUGGCAAAACCCUUCAUUGCAAAGAGGAAGCACCAUGAGGAAAAUAUUCCAUACUACAACACUGAUAUAAGGUUGGCUUACGGUGCUCGGAAAACUUAUUUCGAGUUAAGAAUGGUAAAUGAAAAACAAAAAACAAACAAAAAAAAACACAAAAAAAGAACACUGUACAUACUAUCGACAUUCGUGUUUCAAUAUUGCCCCUCGUUACGAAGCAUAAACUGAGUACAUGGUUAUAUUAUUGAUAAUACGCAAGAGUCGUCCAUUCACUGAACUCGAAAGAAAGUGAAAGAUCUCGACAAAAGUAUUACCAAUUUUGUGGUCUAUCAUUAAGACAGUGAUGCCAGAAGAGAGAGAGAGAGAAAAAAAAAAACAAGGAACAGUUUCUUUGAAGAUACAUGAACACAUGCAAACUUAGUGACGUUACCAAAGCAUAUAAUAUAUAAAAUAGGAAAAUAAUAGAGAAAAUUUGCUCAAGUGUUUUUUAUAAAGUGAUAAUCAUAAGCAUACGCACAAACACGCAGACUUAGCAGUUAGCGUUUAUAAAUAUUUCGAACUUUUUUGCAUAUUUAAAAAAACAAAAAACAAAAAACAAAAAAAUCUCAAUAAAUCAAGAAAAAAUAUAAAACAUAGAAUGUGAAAACAAAUUAUAGAAAAUAUAAACUUUUCUGUAUUCCAAAAGAUCACCACAAUUUCUGUGAAUAACCGUGACUUUUUUGUAGUUCACAAAAAAAAAGAAAAAAACAAAAAGAGAACGAAGGAAACGAAAUACAGAAACUGAAAGGAGAAAAAUUAAAUAAACUUUUACAUCAACGUAAUUCUAAAUCAAUGUCCAUUUAUAUAUGUGUGUAGUUGUUUGAGAAUGCGGCCUCUUUCAGUUCUUCCACGUAUCAUCUGUAACUUUUAAAAUAAAGACUUUGUAACUUUUUGAUGUGUAAUAAAGUUAAAAAAAAAAAAAAAAAAAAGAGAGAGAGAAAUUGUCCUAUAUAUUUGACUCAAAUAAUCUCCGUAAUGCUGUUUAUUUAUUUAUUUAUUUUCAUUCAGUGUUUUUUAUUUUCGCUCAUUUCUCAUAGCUUUGUAUUGGUGUGCUUACUGGGAUGAACACAAGGGGAGAACAAGGUUUAUUGUACGGACAUGCCUGUCAGCUAAUACUGUGACGGAAACACACACACACACACACACAUACACACGCACACACGCGCACACGCACACACACACACACACACACAAACAAGUUAAGUUAACAAUACAAUACACGUAAAAAAAAUAAUGAUUAUAUGAUUGUGUAUAGAAAGUUACUGAAGAAAUGUUAUGCUCUACUUAAACUUUACCUUUACUUACUAGUGUUGACAGUUACAACAAAAAUAAAAGAAAUGACGAAAUGAUACUGGGAAUAAUACCAAUAACAACAAUA